AUCACAUGAGGCUGAUUACAGAAGAACUGUCUGUCAUUCGAGACUGCGUGGAAUGGCCGAGAAGAGAAUGUGCUGAAAUGACAACGAAUGUAGAGACGCGAAGAAGAAAACUCGACACAGACAAGCAAGAUUCUCCAGAGGACCAUGAUGGAGGUCGUCAGCCUGCUUCAUGCUGUGACAGGAUUUGUGUAGCUCACGUUCACUCAGAAGCCAGCGAUGCUCACACUCACUCCUGUUUGUUGCAAACAAGCGCCUCCUGCACACCGAAACACCCACAGAGAACAUGCAGUUUUGGGGAUGAAAUAUGGGAUGAGAACCCGUGCAAGACCACCAUAAGUGCUGAAAAUGAAGUUGAGGCCCAAAAACUCGCGAAUAAUUAUAAGUUUGGCUUCAGGAAGUGGAAGAGUCAUGUGACAGAGCGUCCCUUUGAAGACAGGUCGAACAUUGUGAAGGAGCUUUACUCUGAGCUGAACGUUAUUAAACCUUAUUCAGUGGGUUCAUUGUUCACUUGUGGCAAUGUUCUCUACGUGUUUCUGUUUGGCUGGUGGAUCUCUCUGGUUUAUGUUUUCGUUGGACUCCUAAUGUUCCUCACAGUUUUUGGCAUCCCCUAUGCGAAACUUUGCUGGAAGUUGUCCUGCUAUUUUCUGUGGCCAUUUGGAAAAUCGAUCGACAAGGCCAGUGUUUCUGUGCCAGCGUUCAGUGUGAAGAUCCUCCAGGAUAAUUCCACUCUGGAGGCAGAGGAGGACGGAAAGCCUUCCUCUCCUCUCCUGCUGCCCACACCUGUGGGGGAGACCAUAGAAGAGCCCACAGAAAGUCCACAGAAUGACCACUACUGGUGGCGUAUGAGCACAUAUGUAUGGCUGUUGGUGGGCUACCCUCUCCUGGCCGUAACACACUCUGUAUUGUGCCUUAUCUCCUGGCUGCUGGUUUUCACCAUCCCUGUGGCCAAGAUGAGCACUAAGACCUUACAUACCAUCCUGCUCAUACCCCCCGAACACGUUCACAUCAGCCAAGCCACAGAGGCUCAGGAGCAUGAAGGCCGAGUCAUUUUGUGCUGCUACCAUGCAGUGAACCUCUACUACUAUAAAUACACAGUGGAUGGGAUCAAUGUUUUUGCUGUCAAUCUCUUACUAUUUGUUAUAGUAUCAUUAGUGAUUGGUUACGUGGACAAAUCAAACCAGUUUGUCAGCUCUGAAGUCAAAUUUGCCACAGCAGUCAUCUCUAUCAUUCCACUCUCAUAUUACAUCGGCAUGGGCAUUGCAAGUAUUUCCGCUCAGAGUAACUUUGCUGUCGGGGCCGUGGUGAAUGCUACGUUCGGCUCCAUCACAGAGUUGACCUUUUACAUCACAGCGUUGGUCAGAGGUCAUCACCAGGGGAAUAAGUGCCUGCAGGAGAUCGUGAAGGCAGCUCUUACUGGAACCCUGCUGGGCUGCAUCCUCUUCAUACCAGGGAUCUGUAUGAUAAUCGGAGGGCUCAGGCACAGGGAGCAGAGGUUCAAUAGUCGCUCGACGGGGGUCAGCUCCUCUCUGCUCUUCAUAUCAAUAGGGGGAGUGUUUGCCCCUACGCUCUUCUCCAAAGCCUAUGGGAAUCUAGUGUGUGAGGACUGUACCAACUCUACAGGGACCAACAGCAGCGGAUCCUUCAUGUGCAAAAACUGCCACUACGACCUGAGUGAAAACAGCUACAGCCUGUUUCACAGUCACAUUGAGCCUCUAGUGUACACCAUUUCCAUUCUACUGCCCGUAUCUUAUAUCAUCGGCCUCAUCUUUACUCUUAAAACACAUUCCCACAUCUACGACAUUCACGUUGGUGAAGGAACGGGUCAUCUCGGAGCGUCAGUGCACUGGUCCCGAUGGAGAGCUUUGCUUAUACUCAUCGUUGCCACGGUGCUGAUGUCUGCAUGUGCCGACCUGACCACCGAACACAUCCAGCCCAUUCUAAGCCACUCAUCUAUGUCUCAGUAUUUCAUAGGUGUGACUGUUUUGGCCAUGGUCCCUGAAAUCCCAGAAAUUGUCAAUGGAGUGCAGUUUGCUCUUCAGAAUGCAAUCAGUUUGAGUUUCGAGGUUGGAAGCUGCAUUGCAGUGCAGGUGUGCAUGAUUCAGAUCCCCAUCCUGGUUUUAUUCAACAUCUUCUAUGAUGUUGGCUUUGUACUCAUCUUCAGCGACCUGCACCUGUGGGCCAGCAUCUUUAGUGUCAUCGUUGUGAAUUAUAUUUUUAUGGAUGGAAAGUCUGAUUACUUUCAAGGCACUGCUCUGGUGGUGGUGUAUCUCAUCCUGCUGGCAAUGUACUAUUUUGCUCCGUCUCCUUCUGGUUGCUAAAUGACAUUUCAGCUCAAUGCAUUCAAUGCGUGAUUUACAUUAUAAACACUGUUUACGGUUUCAGAUUAAUGUUAGACUUGCGUUGUGUUAUAGAUAGUAAUAGAUAGACUAUUACUAUUCAUAACAUUUUGUCCUUUGGUACAUCAAUAACAAUUCUGUUCAACAAGAAGCGGACCUGAUUUGGCACUUAAUCAUGUGUAAGUACAAAAGACUGAUUGUGAUAAUAGAAGGAUUAAUUAUUUUACUAAAACAAACGAGACGCACAAUGUAUGUUGGAUUUUACAGAAUUAAUAGAUGUUAUUUUAUUAUGAGACAUAUUAAGUAUUUUGCAAAAGGAGUCCAGUUUUCAAGUGUUUCUUGAUGUGUUGGUACAGGUUCAUCAAUAAGAGCUUUAUGUAUUUAAAAUCAUGCAAAUGAAGUCUUAAUAUAGAUGCCAUUAUUUGAAGACAUUAUUUGCACUGAACAGUUUCUUAUGUUGUACUGACCCCUUUGUGUGUUUCUGAAUGUCUACUUUGUGACUAAACGGCUGUCUAAAAAGUGUAUAUGAGAUAUAAAUAUUUUAACCAGACCUAAGCAUUUUCUAAAUUUUUCUGAAUAAAUAAAUAUGCACUCAUUAAAUUUAGGAUACAAUUUAAAAUUUGGGAUUCUG
This is a messenger RNA of Sinocyclocheilus grahami, 2967 nucleotides long. RefSeq names its product cation/H+ exchanger protein 2 (gene cax2). Gene Ontology annotation, molecular function: calcium:proton antiporter activity. The record is from RefSeq and is a predicted model, not a curated record. Gene Ontology annotation, biological process: intracellular calcium ion homeostasis; calcium ion transmembrane transport. Gene Ontology annotation, cellular component: membrane; endomembrane system. NCBI's taxonomy places the organism in Eukaryota, Metazoa, Chordata, Actinopteri, Cypriniformes, Cyprinidae. The transcript has 20 exons. The coding region runs from base 6 to 2318 and encodes 770 amino acids.